GCUUUCUUCUCGACGAUAAGCCGACGACGGACGACAAUGGCCAAGGGCGACGACGACAACAACGGCAGCAGCAGCAGCAAGCAGAUCUCGGUCCUCUUCUGCUGCCUCGGCAAUAUCUGUCGCUCGCCGCUCGCCGAGGCCGUCUUUGCGUACGAGGUCGAGAAGCAGGGGCUCAAGGCCCACUUUGGCAAGAUCGACAGCUGUGGGACGGGCGCCUACCACCAGGGCGAUCCGCCCGACGAUCGGACGGUGGCCGUGUGCCGGCAGAACGGCGUGCCGAUCCACGGGACCGCACGCAAGGUCAAGCUGUCCGAUUUUGCCAACUUUGACUACAUCUUUGGCAUGGACGCCUCCAAUGUCCGGAACCUCAUGGCCAUGCAGCCCAGGAACAGCCGGGCCAGUGUGCACCUCUUUGGAGACUUUGAUGACAAGAAGCCGAUUGUAGACCCGUACUAUGGCGGCGACCACGGCUUCCAGGCAGCCUUCAAGCAGUGCGAUCGGUACGCCAGAGCAUUUCUCGCCUCUCUGAACCUCGAGAAGUCGUCGCAGCUCUGAGCUUCGACGAGGCAGGGGCAAUGCCGGCAUCUAAAGCACCGCCACUCAGCCGCCGGUCCGUCCUGCCGAAGAGUGCCAGACAUCCUAGACCCAGUAUCCGACCGGCAUUCGCACACAACAGGGAUUGGAGAUGCUACCCCAAUUUGUUUUCAUAGACGCCUGCUCCAGCUCAUAGAACGAGAAGUGCAUGGCAACAAACUCAUCAAGGGUGCU
Acaromyces ingoldii is the source of this 768-nucleotide messenger RNA. RefSeq names its product LMWPc-domain-containing protein. Gene Ontology annotation, biological process: protein dephosphorylation. The transcript has 6 exons. Bases 37 to 555 code for a protein of 172 amino acids. Gene Ontology annotation, molecular function: protein tyrosine phosphatase activity. The record is from RefSeq and is a predicted model, not a curated record. NCBI's taxonomy places the organism in Eukaryota, Fungi, Basidiomycota, Exobasidiomycetes, Exobasidiales, Cryptobasidiaceae.